Molecule: messenger RNA, 797 nt
Organism: Dermacentor albipictus
Lineage: Eukaryota; Metazoa; Arthropoda; Arachnida; Ixodida; Ixodidae
Product: neurogenic differentiation factor 1-like
Biological process (GO): positive regulation of transcription by RNA polymerase II; axon development; sensory organ development
Cellular component (GO): nucleus
Molecular function (GO): E-box binding; protein dimerization activity; DNA-binding transcription factor activity, RNA polymerase II-specific
Source: RefSeq, a predicted model, not a curated record
AGUCCGAGAUACUGAUAAGCGGCCCAUAAAGGUGCGCCCGUGAGCUCGAGAGCCGCAGUGCGCACGGCAGGGCGGUUUGGCUGCACGUUCGGAACACUCGAGCUGGGGGCACAACACUGCGCGAACUCGACCCGCUGCGACGCACCCCCGUGUCAAUCAAGCCAGCCGCUCGCCUGAGCGAAGGACAGCGUUGCGACAUGCGCAGGUGUCCGGCCCCGUCCAGCUCGAGCACGCGCGGCGGUGUCCCGUCGCCGUGCCCGUGCGACUCGUCCUCGCCGCGGCUGCUGUCCAAGUUCCGCCAGCGCCGGCACAAGGCCAACGCGCGCGAGCGCCAGCGCAUGCACGGCCUGAACGCGGCGCUGGACACGCUGAGGCGUCGCGUGCCCAUCAACCACCAGGAGCCAGGCAGCGCGGCGCCCCGCCUCUCCAAGAUCGAGACCCUGCGGCUGGCCAAGAACUACAUCGGCGCCCUGGCCGAGACGCUGCGCCAGGGCAGUCCCAUGGAGGCCACCGUGUUCGCCCGCCACCUGGCCAGGGGACUCUCGCAGGCCACGGUCAACCUGAUUGCCGGCCAGCUGCGACUGAGUCCGCGCGCGAUCGCCGUCCCGGACAACGGCGCCACGCCGUCCCCGGCGCCGCACUGGGUCGCCACAUUAGGGAAGACGCCCCCGCAACCGUCGUCGCCCGCCAUCGCGGACGCCUACGAGAGGCCACCCCGGACGCCGGACGCGGCCGCCGCGCUGGUUCAACGGCCACGGCCCUUGGCGCCGUCGUCGUAUCCGGGGGCGGCUCCCUAG